AUGGAGACGGCCGCGGGCAGCGAGCGCCGCGGCACCCCGGGUCCCGCAGUCCCGCCGCCGCCCAGGGGCCACGCGCCCUUGGCCACCGCCUCCGGCCCGCUGAGCUCCCCGGCGCGCGAGCCGCCGCAGCCCGAGGAGGAGCGGCAGCUGCGUAUCAGCGAGAGCGGCCAGUUCAGCGACGGGCUGGAGGACCGAGGCUUACUAGAAAGCAGCACUCGGCUAAAACCUCAUGAAGCCCAGAACUACAGAAAGAAGGCGUUGUGGGUCUCCUGGUUCUCCAUUAUUGUCACACUGGCCCUGGCGGUGGCUGCCUUUACUGUCUCCGUUAUGAGGUACAGCGCCUCUGCUUUUGGGUUUGCAUUUGAUGCCAUCCUCGAUGUCCUGUCAUCAGCAAUUGUCCUAUGGCGUUACAGCAAUGCGGCCGCUGUACACUCUGCCCAUAGGGAGUACAUAGCCUGUGUCAUCUUGGGGGUGAUAUUCCUUCUGUCAUCUGUGUGUAUAGUGGUCAAAGCCAUCCAUGACCUCUCGACUAAGCUGCUCCCGGAAGUUGAUGAUUUCCUGUUCAGCGUCUCCAUUUUAAGUGGGAUCCUAUGCAGCAUCCUGGCUGUGCUGAAGUUCAUGCUGGGGAAGGUUCUGACCAGCAGAGCACUCAUAACAGAUGGGUUUAACUCCCUUGUGGGGGGCGUGAUGGGCUUCUCCAUCCUUCUGAGCGCCGAGGUGUUCAAGCACAACUCGGCUGUCUGGUACCUGGACGGCAGCAUCGGCGUGCUGAUCGGCCUCACCAUAUUCGCCUAUGGGGUCAAGCUCCUCAUCGACAUGGUGCCCAGGGUGAGGCAGACGCGCCACUACGAGAUGUUUGAGUGAAGGUGGCCCGCACCGGCUGCCCCACCACUGCAUGAAGACUGUCAGGACCAGGAGACGUUUCCACGCAGGCAGAUGGUGCCCAUGUUUAACUGAACAUCAGCUUCUCUCUCGGAAAGCUUGUGCUCACAGGAACGAGGUCUACCCCGCAGGUCGGACUGCCUUGCUCUCCUCCCACCACCGCCCCCGCCCGACACCGUAGGACAACACUCACCGAGCGGGGACCCUCCAUGGGAACUGACCUCGUCCACCUUCUGCUAUAAAACAGGUUCGUGUGGGGAGGGUACACGCCCUUCUGUGGUGCUCCCAGCCUGACAUGGUUAGUGACUCGCCAGGCCCACCUCCUCGGGGCCCACCUCCUCUGGUCUCCUGGCAGAUUUUAAGAGAGGACCGCACCCUUUGGUCCCGCACCCCUUUCCAGAACCAUCGUGUAGAUCACCCCCUAAUUUCUAUGCGUGUAUUUCAUUCGUUUCAUACUGUUUUACUAAUCCUCAGUCUAAACACUGGAUUUGUUCUAAAGGAGACCAUUCUAUUUUUAAAGUACUUAGUGAUAGAUGUAUGAGCUUUGCAUGUAUCGAACUCAGCCCCAAUCCUUUCUUGUACAUUCAGAGCCCAAACAUAUAUG
Molecule: messenger RNA, 1486 nt
Organism: Budorcas taxicolor (takin)
Lineage: Eukaryota; Metazoa; Chordata; Mammalia; Artiodactyla; Bovidae
Gene: TMEM163
Product: transmembrane protein 163
Exons: 8
Coding region: 1-864 (287 amino acids)
Cellular component (GO): synaptic vesicle membrane
Molecular function (GO): zinc ion binding
Source: RefSeq, a predicted model, not a curated record